UUAAAAGCUUUCUUGUGAAGACACGGCAUUGAACCUUGAGGAUCAACAUCAUUUUACAAGAUCAACAACAUGGAUAAUGACACCUCCGACUAUGACCCAACCUGGACACCAAAUGACACAAACUGGACAAACGACUCAGAUGAGCUCUGCAGCCUCAGCCCCACCCCUGCACAGGUCCUCUCCCAAACCUACAUCCACUCCGUCAUCUGCGCCUUCGGGCUGAUCGGCAACGUUCUCGUGAUGAUCACCUACGGUUUCUACAAGAGGACCAAGACGAUGACGGAUGUUUAUCUGUUCAACGUGGCUGUGGCCGACCUGAUCUUCGUGGGGGCUUUGCCUCUCAUCGCCCACAAUGAGCUGAACGGGUGGCCCAUGGGGUCCGUGGCCUGUAAGAUGCUGCGCUCAGCCUACAGUAUCAACCUGUACAGCGGCAUGCUGCUGCUCGCCUGCAUCAGCGGCGAUCGAUACGUCGCCAUCGUUCAGGCCAGGCGCUCCUUUGGCUCUCGCUCAAGCGCUGUCAAGUACGGUCGCCUGAUCUGCUCAGCAGUUUGGGUGUUUGCUCUGUUCUUGACUCUGCCCACGCUCAUCUACACUAAGCUCUUUGACGAAUACGAUUUGAUGGAGGAGACUUCCGCCGUGACGUGCGAGCUCUCUUUCGAAGACAAAGCGACCGCAAAGCUAAUGAAGGUGAUGGUGCCGAGCCUGCAGAUGGCCGUCGGCUUCCUUCUGCCUCUGUUGGUCAUGGUUUUCUGCUACUCGUGCAUCAUAUGCACCUUGCUGAGAACCCACAGCCAACAGAGGCACAAGGCCAUCCGGGUGGUUUGGGCAGUGGUCGCGAUCUUCAUCGUGUGCCAUCUGCCCUACAACGUGGUCCUCCUGAUCCACACGUCGUCCCUUUUUACAGAGAGAAGCUGCGAGGCGGAAAAGACCAAGCUCAUGGUCCUGGCCACUUCCAGGAGUAUAGCCUACCUCCACUGCUGCCUCAAUCCCAUCCUCUAUGCGUUUAUCGGUGUGAAGUUCAGGAGCCACUUCAGGCAAAUAUUGUCUGACCUUUGGUGCUUUGGCAAAAAGUAUAUCUACACUGCUCGCUCGUCCGAGAUUUGCAUUUCUGGCCUGAAGACCUCGGAGGGAUCGAACAACAUGUCAUCCUUCAGCGCCUGACAGCCGUGCGGUCCUCAAGCGACCUCUCAUUUCUCAACUCCUGUUAGUUUAGUGCCGCUCCACAUGUGUCAACAUAAUCAAAAUAAUUAAUCCGUUUAUCCUAAAGUGAUUUUAUCUGAUUAUUUUGUGUAUGACAACGUCAUUUUAAACAAACAGACAGCCAACAU
This is a messenger RNA of Fundulus heteroclitus (mummichog), 1328 nucleotides long. It is a transcript of the gene ccr6b, whose product is annotated as chemokine (C-C motif) receptor 6b. Gene Ontology annotation, cellular component: membrane. Bases 70 to 1161 code for a protein of 363 amino acids. The record is from RefSeq and is a predicted model, not a curated record. Gene Ontology annotation, molecular function: G protein-coupled receptor activity. Gene Ontology annotation, biological process: G protein-coupled receptor signaling pathway; immune response. The transcript has 2 exons. Lineage: Eukaryota; Metazoa; Chordata; Actinopteri; Cyprinodontiformes; Fundulidae.